AACACAUAGCGCGUCACAGCAGCAGAUUGCAGGCAGAGCGUCAGAGCAGAGAGGAUAUAGCCGCACAGAAGCAAAGCAAGCACUGCCAUUAGACACUGAAGCAGGAGAUAUACCACUGGGUACCAACAAUACUGGCUGGGAACAUACACUGUGUGUGGAAGAGAGGCUGUGUAUGUGAACAGAGAGAACAGCACAGCGUGAUACAGCCCUGGAUCAGUGUGUCGUUAAUGAGAAGCGUUGGGGAGAAUGAGUCUUGACCCUGUUCUGGUCAUGAAGGGGCAAGACCCCAUGCCCAACACCUGUCCGCCAGCCUCAAACGGUGAUAGCAAAGCAUCCUGGGAGGACAGCAAGGAAAUCCAUGAAAAUACGGGUGCUACAAAGAAGCCCAAAUCAACAAAUCUGUAUACCUGUGACGUGGAGGUUGAUAUGAAAUGUCAUUUUAUGAAGGGACCUGUAAGACGGGCCAGGAAGGUGGAGGGAGGCAUAUUCUUUCCCAAACCAGAGAACGCAGUCACCAUUGCAGUGUCAUCGCGGGUUCUGUUCCGCACAGAGAAAGAGCAGAUUGUUUUUGAGCAGCAAGGAAUAGAGGAGUACCUCAGGUAUCAGGUGGAGCACGAGAAUGAGCCCUUUGCUCCUGGUCCAGCAUUCCCGUUUGUUAAGGCACUGGAGACAGUAAACACCCGGUUGCGGGAGCUCUACCCAGAAAGUGAGGAGCUUUUUGACAUUGUGCUGGUAACUUAUAACCAUGCCCAUGUAGGCGUCAGACUCAUCAACACCAUCAACUACCACAAUCUAUUCAUUGAGCGGUUCUGCAUGACAGGAGGUACCAGUCCCAUUGGGUACCUGAAAGCGUGGCAUACAAACUUGUACCUGUCUGCCGAUACUGAAAAGGUUCAGGAAGCCCUCGCUGAAGGGAUUGCAGCAGCCACCAUGUUUAUGUCAGAUAAACAAAUCGAGGUAUCCGAGACCCAGCUGAGAGUGGCAUUUGAUGGCGACGCUGUUCUCUUCUCUGAUGAGUCUGAGCGUAUUUUUAAAGCCCACGGCCUGGACAAGUUCUUCGAACAUGAGAGGGAAAAUGAAAACACAUUGUUAGAUCAUGGGCCACUGAAGAGUUUCCUGGAAUUGCUUGGGAAGCUUCAGAAGAAAUUCUAUGCUAAAGGCCACCGCCUGGACUGUCCCAUCCGCACCUACCUCGUGACGGCCCGCAGUGCAGCCAGUUCAGGCAUCCGUGCCUUAAAGACUCUCCGUGCCUGGGGACUAGAGACUGACGAGGCUCUUUUCCUGGCCGGCGCACCGAAAGGCCCCAUGCUAGAGAAAAUCCGGCCCCACAUCUACUUUGAUGACCAGAUGUUCCACGUGGAAGGUGCCGCAGAAAUGGGUGCCAUCGCUGCACAUGUGCCCUAUGGGAUCGCACAGAAAUACCCUCAUAAAAAAAGCACCAAUACAUCCAAAUAAAAAGAUAGGGAAGACAUGAAGAGGUACAUAUUGUUCUUAUUUUGGACGUGACGUUCAAGUUUCAGACAUUCUUUUUUAAACUCAGUUGUGCACUCAUUGGCUCAGGAUCUCAGUAUUCUCCUGGCCUUUUUUCCAUGUGACCUAUGCAAGGCCAUACACAACAUACAGCCAAAAAGAUUCAGCCAAGUGCUGAUCUUUUGGAGUUAUUCUGUCCAUGACUCUUGAAAUAUGCAUUAUGAUAAUGAAAUUUGACCACUGUGCCUCUUGUAAAGCACUACAAUGAACGGUCAUCUAAGCAUACGCUUCUCAGCGACAGUUUGUCGAAAAACACGACAUUGACUUACUGUUAAAAGUGAAUGCGUGCUGCUAUUCUUGUAUGUAAAGUGACAUCGAUACUGAAACGGUGUUUACACGGUGUGUGUUUUGAACCGCACUGUAUAAUUCAGCAAUUGACUGUGAUGGUGUUGUUGAUUAUUGCUGUAGAUGCUGUUGUGUGAGUAAAACUACAGUAUUCUUAUGUAGUAGUCUAAUGUAUGUGGUCGUAUACGAUGGAUUGUUAGUCUAUAAUAUAAUGUUCGACAUUGAUAAGAAGCCAUAUUUUACAUAUGAGAGAAUUAAUUAUUCAGAAUAUAUAGAAAUCUAUAGAAAGUAUAUUUUCAUCGUUUUACGUGUAAUUUUCUGUUUUUCUUAUCUGGAUUCAAUAUACAUACUGUUCAAAAGUUGGGGUGAGCAAUUUUUUUUUUUUUUUUAAGAAAUUAAUACUUUUAUUCAAUAAGGAUGAAUUAAAUUGAUCAAA
Messenger RNA from Megalobrama amblycephala (Wuchang bream), 2251 nucleotides. RefSeq names its product 5'-nucleotidase, cytosolic IAa (gene nt5c1aa). Bases 247 to 1455 code for a protein of 402 amino acids. Gene Ontology annotation, biological process: adenosine metabolic process; nucleotide metabolic process. The transcript is spliced from 7 exons. Gene Ontology annotation, cellular component: cytosol; cytoplasm. The record is from RefSeq and is a predicted model, not a curated record. NCBI's taxonomy places the organism in Eukaryota, Metazoa, Chordata, Actinopteri, Cypriniformes, Xenocyprididae. Gene Ontology annotation, molecular function: magnesium ion binding; 5'-nucleotidase activity; nucleotide binding.